This is a messenger RNA of Topomyia yanbarensis, 873 nucleotides long. RefSeq lists its product as uncharacterized. NCBI's taxonomy places the organism in Eukaryota, Metazoa, Arthropoda, Insecta, Diptera, Culicidae. The record is from RefSeq and is a predicted model, not a curated record. Bases 12 to 419 code for a protein of 135 amino acids. The transcript has 2 exons.
UGUCUAAUUUCAUGUUCCUCGGUGAGCGACAUCGAACUACCUGGCGAAUCGGCAACUUCUUCUGUGUCAGUCUGCUGAUGAACACUACUCAACCGACUCUACCGCUCCAGCGAACCUUCAAUGUCAAAAUGAUAAUUUCGAUCGCAUCGCAUCUGUCCGCUCAGUAUGCCUCCCAUUUCAGUCAGCCGCUGGACGCACCAGUUAUGACGCAGUCAUUCCCUCCGUAUCGCAGCUUGUUCCCCUUCCUGACAACAGUACAUCCUGCUCUCCCCGCGCUAUUUGCGGUGAUAGUGAUCAUCGAGCCCACAGUCCUGAAACUUGGAAUGCAGCACGACACCUCUCACAUGACACUGAUGGUUUGCGGAUUUACUAUCAGAACGCGAGAGGGCUUAAGACGAAAAUUGAUGACGUGUAUUUAGCUCCUGUGGACGGUGACUACGAUGUUUGCGUCUUCACCGAAACAUGGCUCGAUGCGCGUAUAACAUCAGUGCAGCUUUUCGGCGAUGCUUACACCGUAUACCGUGCGGACCGAAAUAGUGGCAACAGUAUUCGCGGACGUGGAGGAGGAGUUUUGAUUGCUGUUUCCACCGCAUUUGCCUCAUGUGAGAUUGAUGUAGGUAGUUUAACCAGUGUUGAGGCUGUUUGGGUUAGAAUUACAACUCCAUCGAGGAACUUUUAUAUUGGUGCUGUCUAUAUUCCUCCUGAAAAGCGACUCGACUGCAAUAUCAUGCAACUUCACAUGGAUGCUGUGAAUAACGCUUCUUCACAAGCUGGCGCGGAUGGCGUGAUGAUUGUCCUUGGUGAUUUCAAUCAGCCAGGACUCAUUUGGGUGCCGUCACGACACGGAUACGCUUACCCGGACCCGAUUGCUUC